Molecule: messenger RNA, 675 nt
Organism: Cryptomeria japonica (Japanese cedar)
Lineage: Eukaryota; Viridiplantae; Streptophyta; Pinopsida; Cupressales; Cupressaceae
Product: F-box/kelch-repeat protein At1g15670-like
Exons: 1
Coding region: 1-675 (224 amino acids)
Biological process (GO): negative regulation of cytokinin-activated signaling pathway; regulation of phenylpropanoid metabolic process
Molecular function (GO): protein binding
Source: RefSeq, a predicted model, not a curated record
AUGGUUGCCGAAAAUACAAAGAGUUGGAUAUGGUUGUACGAUUUUUCUUGUUCCAAAUGGCGGCAGGGCGCUCAAAUGAUUAGAUGGCAGACUGGAUUUGCCUCCGCAGCGGAUGAGCACGGGGGACUGAUUUAUGUGGCUGGAGGGUACGGCGGGUUUUACAACCCGGUCCGUAGCGCCUCAGUUUACAAUGUGGAGGAGGACAAGUGGCAUCGACUCCCCAACAUGAACACCUACAUGGAGGAUCUCAGAGGUGUUUUUGCUGACGGCAAGUUUUAUGUACUGGGCAAGCCGUCUUGGCGCACUUUUGAGGUUUUUGAUUCCUACACGAGAAGUUGGAAAACUCUUGAGAAUAGAUUCAACAGUAUGCAUUUCUUAAGUGUAUUUGGACGCUUCCAUUGUUUGUCUAGUAGGGGAUUGAUUGAAUAUGACUAUAGCCUAGAUAAGCUACACAUUGUAGGGCCUCUUCCAACGGAGGACUGCGAGAGAAUUAACUUCGCAGUAGUGGUUGGCCAUAAAAUCAUUUUGAACAAAUGGGAUCCCAUUGAAAUUGAAAGUUUUUAUAUGCUGGCACCUCCAAAUGAGACAGGAGGAGAAAUCAAGUGGGUUGCCAUUGAGAAACUAUCGGGCCUCCAGGGUUCUGCUAUUCAUGCUGCUACCCAAGUGGAUCUUUGA